Molecule: messenger RNA, 644 nt
Organism: Drosophila obscura
Lineage: Eukaryota; Metazoa; Arthropoda; Insecta; Diptera; Drosophilidae
Exons: 2
Coding region: 38-484 (148 amino acids)
Source: RefSeq, a predicted model, not a curated record
CACAGAUGUUGCAUCCACAAAUUUGCCUGCCAGUGAUAUGCCCCCAAGCCAGGACACGGAUGUUGCAUCCAACGCCAAAUCGCAACGCAUGGAUACCUGUUUCGAUAGUCCCAUUGAUGGCACAAAUGGCUUGGAGUUCUUCCAGUCGGAGUUCACGCUGUCCAACAUUAUUACCCCGUACUUUACGGAGCGCUUGAAGGCGCAAUGCCAAAGACGGGGCAUUAAUGGUUUUUAUAUAAAAAACAGCUCCACGCCGCAUCAGGCUUGCGGCGUCUUCGAAGGACCGGGCAAGGACAUUAUGCGCGUCAAGAAAUGGAUAGAGACAUGCUGUGUGCCCCCCACACGUACACCCUGGCUUGUCCUGUCGAUGUCCGCCUUGCAGCCAGUUUGGCCCCAAAAAUAUAUCACUUUCCAGGAGCGAUGCACAGUGCCGACACCCAACGAGGCAACACACACACUGGCCGAGGUGCUGCAACAGCUUUAGUCAGCACGGAAAUAUACACUUACUCAACUACACUACGCAACCAAGCCUUGGAACUAGAACUAGUACCAAGCUACACGCUUAAUUGGAGGGGGGUGGCUGCAGUCGAUACAGUGGGCAAAAUAAUACAAACAAUUAUUGCAGAAAUAUAAAGAAACAUAAA